GACAUAUAAGGAUAUAAGUCUUAUGUGUAUGUAACAUCCCCACAAAUUAUUACUGAGGAUGAAGGGAAAAUCCUGCACCCCCCUACUGCUGCUGAUCAUUCAAGGUACUUUUUUACAGUUCUGUGUGCCGUAUAAUAUUGGUCUUCCUGGGGUGAAAAUAUUUUCUGGUCCACAGAAUGAACAGUUUGGAUAUGCUGUCCAACAAUUCCAUAACCAAGAUGGAAACUGGUUACUUGUCAGCUCCCCUUGGAGUGGGUAUCCAAAGAAUAGGAUGGGAGAUGUUUACAAAUGUCAUCUUAAUCCACAAGGAUCCACAUGUGAUAAAAUGAAUCUUGCACGUGCGACAAUUAUUUCAAAUGUUACUGAGAUAAAAGACGAAAUGAACCUUGGCUUAACCCUGAUUAGGAACAAAAACACAGAUGGAUUUUUGACUUGUGGGCCUUUAUGGGCACAGCAAUGCGGAAACAAUUACUAUUCAACUGGAGUAUGUUCUGACGUAAGCUCAAAUUUUCAAGUAGUAAGAAGUUUUUCCCCGGCUCUCCAAACUUGCUCUUCUGUUAUUGAUAUCGCUAUUGUGUGCGAUGGGUCAAAUAGUAUUUAUCCUUGGUCGGCUGUCCGGAGAUUUCUGGAAAAGUUUGUACAGGGGUUAGAUAUCGGACCAACAAAGACUCAGGUGAGCCUUAUUCAAUAUGCCAAUUAUCCCAGUGUGAUGUUUAGAAUGAAUGCUUACAAAACUAAAGAUGACAUGGCAAGUGCGAUAUCUGCCAUUAAUCAGAUGGGUGGAGAUCAGACAAAUACUUUCAAAGCUAUUGACUUUACAAGACAGAAUGCUUUCUCUGAAGCAUAUGGUGGGCGUUCAAAUGCAAAUAAGGUGAUGGUCGUCAUAACAGAUGGGGAAUCGCAUGACAACGCAAUAUUAUCGCAGGUCAUCGAAAGAUGUGAAAAGGAGAAGAUCAGCAGGUUUGGCAUAGCGGUUUUGGGAUACUAUAACAGAGAAAAUAUUGACAGUAAGAAUCUGAUUCAUGAAAUCAAAUCAAUUGCAAGCAAUCCCAAGGAGAAGUUCUUUUUCAAUGUGUCGGAUGAAGUUGCGUUGUUGGAAAAAGCAGGAACUCUUGGCGAACGGAUUUUUAGCAUUGAAGGUACCACCCAAGGAGGUGAGACGUUCCAAAUGGAAAUGUCUCAAGUUGGUUUCAGUGCACAGUAUACAGAAAAUAAGGGCUCACUGAUGUUGGGUGCUGUUGGGGCGUAUGACUGGAGCGGUACUGUUGUCCAUCAAAACUCAAAGCAGUUCUCUAUAUUUCCAUAUGAUGCAUUUGAAAAAGUUCUUCAUGACAAGAACCAAAGUUCUUAUUUAGGUUAUUCUGUGGCCGUUCUUAAUAACCAAGGCUCUGUCCAUUUCGUUGCUGGAGCACCCAGAACAAAUUAUACUGGUCAAGUUGUGGUUUAUACCAUUAAUAACCAGGGAAAUAUUACUAUUAUCCAGACACAAAGAGGGGAACAGAUAGGCUCUUACUUCGGCAGUGUUUUGUGCUCUGUGGACGUCGAUAGGGACUCUUUUACAGAUGUUCUCCUGGUGGGAGCUCCCAUGUUCAUGAAGAACAAGAAAGAAGAAGGACAGGUCUAUAUGUUUUCAGUGACCAAGGGAAUAUUAGAGAGACGUGAACAACUGGAAGGUCCCAACACUUUGGAUAACACCAGAUUUGGAGCUGCCAUUGCUGAACUUUCAGAUAUUGACUUGGAUGGUUUUAAUGAUGUCAUCGUGGGAGCACCAUUAGAAAAUCAGAACUUUGGAGCAAUUUACAUUUAUAACGGCAAAGAAAACACAAUACGCACUAAAUAUUCUCAGAAAAUCUUGGGGUCUUCAUUCAGCCAGCCGCUCCAAUAUUUUGGUAGGGCAUUCGAUGGUCAUCGAGAUUUGAAUGGUGAUUCUAUCACAGACUUAUCAGUUGGUGCUUUAGGAAAAGUUGUUCAGUUAUGGUCACAGGGUAUAGCAGAUGUGUCUGUGAAAGCUUCAUUUACACCAGAACAAAUCGUUCUCACAAACAAAAAUUGUGAGGUAUCGGUAAAAAUAUGUUUCAGCGCUCUGUUCAGACCUGCUAACUCCCCAAAUAAAAUAGCUAUCAUCUAUAAUGCUACAUUAGAUGCCGAUCUACUGUCAUCAAGAGUGACUUCCAGGGGGCAAUUUAAAGAAACUGGUGAUCGGUUCAUACAGAGAAAUAUUGACAUCAGCUCAGGGGAAAAGUGUUUCGAACACAUUUUUAAUGUUCAGGAGACAUCAGACUCGGAUAAUGCCCUCGCUCUGCGUGUUAAUAUUGCAGCUCAGAAGCCUGGAACAAGCCCCAUUCUAAAUCCUUAUUCAUCUGGCUCAAGUGAAUGGUUUAUACCCUUUCUGAAGGACUGCGGGGAAGAUGAAGUCUGCAUUUCUGAUCUUUCUCUACAAAUUGUACAGAAACCACGUGACAUCACCCUGCCCUUUAUCGUCAGCAAUAAAAACAAGCAGUUAUUAUUUCAAGUCACACUAAGCAACACAAAAGAAAAUGCAUACAACACAAAGCUGCACGCCGUCUUCUCUGAAAAUCUGUUCUUUGCAUCUUCGACAUCUCCAAACGAUGGAACUGAAGUUCUAUGUCAAGUCGGCAAUGCACAGAGCUCAGUCAACUGUCUGGUCGGUUUUCCUUUUUUGGGAGAAAAACAAACGGUCACAUUUGAUAUUGGAUUUGACUUCAACCUCAAAUAUCUUCAAGACAAAGCAUUUAUAAACUUCAAAGUUUCGAGUGAAAGUAAGGAAGAAAACGAAAACAACAAUGCGUUCAACGUAUCUAUCCCAGUACAGUACGAUACAGAGAUUCAUUUUACAAGGACCACCAGCAUAAACUUUUACGAGGUUUUCCCUGAUUCGAAUGUUGCAUCAGUGGUAAACAAUUUUGAUGAAAUUGGUCCAGAAUUCAACUUUUCAUUGAAGAUUAGUACUGGAACCAUCCCAGUUAAUGGAGCAUUUAUGACCGUCAAUAUACCACAGUUCACUAAAGAAAACAACCCACUAAUGUACAUUACUGGAGUUCAAACAGAUCAGGUUACAUGCAAUGCAAAUAUAAACCCACUUGAAAUAGGAAAAAGGCCACAUUCAAGUUCUUUUAAAGCGGAGACCUUUACAAAUACACAAGAAUUGAAUUGUGAUAAUGCCAAAUGCACAUCAUUUAAAUGCUCAUUUAAAGAUCUACCAGUCAGAGAAGACUAUUUUGUCAACGUGUCUACCAGGAUCUGGAAUGGUACUUUUGCAGCUUCAUCUUUCCAGUCGUUAGAGCUGGUAGCAAAUGCGAAACUUGAAACCCUGAACUCUGAGAUAUUUGUUAUCAACAAUAAUAAUCAAAAGAUUCCACUGACAAUCAUAAAGCCAGGAGAGAAGACGGAAGUGCCAAUUGGAGUUGUGAUUGGAAGCGUUAUUGCCGGGCUGCUACUGCUUGCUGCCUUGAUUGGUGUUUUGUGGAAGCUUGGCUUCUUCAAGAGAAAAUACCAAAAACUUCAGAAAACAGAAGAUGAACUCGCAGAAACGACACAAUUAAACUAAUAUAUGAACAAAUAGGACUGGAUUGCCCAUGUUGCUGCCAUGCUCUAGCACUGAAAUCAAUGACCGAGGUGUCUUCACUUGACAAUAUAUUUUGUAAGGAUGAAUGACAAAAUGUUAUCUUUGGAAGAAAUGUAUUCUUAUAUAAAACUGCAGGGCAGUUUUUGGCAUACUUUUUUAUAUAGCAGUUAAAUUGACUAGCUGGUCUGGGGUACUUUGCUAUACAGGUGUUAGGUGCUAAUCCUUAAAGACUUGCAAUGUUUGCAUAUAGUAGUGAUGUACAUUUUUUUUAUACUUUUUAUUGUGAAUAAAACAUAAGUCAGUGAUGUUCCUUGGUUUGUGACCAAAACUGCACUAGUAUUUCCACCGCCUUCUAAUUAAUACUAUG
Molecule: messenger RNA, 3953 nt
Organism: Spea bombifrons (plains spadefoot toad)
Lineage: Eukaryota; Metazoa; Chordata; Amphibia; Anura; Pelobatidae
Gene: ITGA2
Product: integrin subunit alpha 2
Exons: 30
Coding region: 59-3568 (1169 amino acids)
Biological process (GO): cell adhesion mediated by integrin; cell-matrix adhesion; cell-cell adhesion
Cellular component (GO): external side of plasma membrane; integrin complex
Molecular function (GO): integrin binding
Source: RefSeq, a predicted model, not a curated record